GAUCAGUCAGGUUCUUCCUGAUGCAACCACAACAGCUUUUGAAUAUGAAGAUGAAGAUGGCGAUCGGAUUACUGUCCGCAGCGAUGAAGAAAUGAAAGCAAUGUUGUCCUAUUAUUACACAACUGUAAUGGAGCAGCAGGGAAACGGACAGCUGAUUGUACCCCUGCAGAUCUACCCAAGAGCUUGCAAGCCUCCUGGGAAAAGGAACAUACAUGGCCUGAAGGUAAAUACACGAGCCGGGUCUGCUAACAAUAGCAGUGCGGCCAUCCCAGACUCCCUUCCAAGCCAUAGCCUGAAGAAGUCCUCCGCUGAGCUGAAGAAAAUACUAGCAAACGGCCAGAUGAAUGAACAAGACAUACGGUAUCGAGACAUCCUUGGGCACGGCAACGGAGGGACCGUUUACAAAGCAAACCAUGUCCCCAGUGGGAAAAUACUAGCUGUAAAGGUGAUUCCUUUAGAUAUUACAUUAGAACUUCAGAAACAGAUUAUGUCCGAAUUAGAAAUCCUUUAUAAGUGCGAUUCAUCCUACAUCAUAGGAUUUUACGGUGCUUUUUUUGUAGAAAACCGGAUUUCCCUUUGUACUGAAUUUAUGGAUGGGGGCUCCUUAGAUGUCUACAGAAAAAUUCCAGAACACGUCUUGGGAAGAAUAGCUGUAGCUGUUGUUAAAGGUCUUACUUAUUUAUGGAGCUUAAAAAUUUUACAUAGAGACGUGAAGCCCUCUAAUAUGUUGGUGAACACAAGAGGCCAGGUCAAGUUAUGUGACUUUGGAGUCAGCACCCAGCUGGUGAAUUCCAUAGCAAAGACCUACGUCGGGACGAAUGCAUAUAUGGCACCAGAACGAAUUUCCGGAGAACAGUACGGCAUCCAUUCUGACGUAUGGAGUCUGGGAAUUUCCUUCAUGGAGCUUGCUCUCGGGAGGUUCCCCUAUCCUCAGAUUCAGAAAAACCAGGGAUCUUUAAUGCCUCUCCAGUUACUCCAGUGCAUUGUUGAUGAGGAAUCUCCUGUCCUUCCGGUUGGGGAGUUCUCGGAGCCGUUCGUACACUUCAUCACUCAAUGUAUGAGGAAGCAGCCAAAAGAACGACCAGCCCCUGAAGAAUUAAUGGGCCACCUCUUUAUUGUGCAGUACAAUGACGGGAACGCCGAAGUGGUCUCCAUGUGGGUGUGCCGGACUCUGGAGGAGAGGCGUGUGCAACAACAGGGAUCCCAGUGAGAGGAAGAGCGAUGCGCUCUCUCUCCCACGGGGCCAGAGCCUCCGAAGAGCUUCACGUUGCAGAGUGGAGCCCGCCAGGAGAGAUCCGGCGUCUUUUCUUCAAGAAAUUCAGCGGGCGUCCUUUGCCCCCCGCGGCUCUCGCUGCCUCCUCCUGCAUCCCUAAGACAAGGCGAACGUAUAUUUUAUAAACCGAAGGUGUAUCUGUUGGCCUCCCAAGUAUUUUAUAUGAUUUGGGGUCUUUGCUAGCGAAACAAACACGAGGACAUGAGCAGAAAAGGAAGGUGGCAGCCCUGUGGACUCAGCCAGGUGCCUGCCUUGCAUUGGGAUUGGAAAACUGAAUGUUACAUGAUGGGCCGGUGAAAGAAAAUGGACCGAGAUGAAGGAAUAAAAAAGCGUACGCGGUAUCAGCCAAAGGGUGUGCGCUAAUGCUUGCACCGUCCCCUGUACCUACUCUUCCUUACGUAGGACGAGGUGGACAUCAAAGAGACUUUAGCAGAAGAUCAAAACAGGAGGGAAAGUUGGUCUGGGCUUUCAUUUGUUAUUCCCUUGAGCGGUAGGACAAUUCCUUGAGGUUGGUCUGAAGUUCAUUCUUGGAGGAAUUCUUGCCUGAACUGCAGAAGAGGUGCUGCCGGCCAGGGUUGAUAGCAAAGUCGGACCCUUUGAUUGGAAGCUUCCUUUGUUCCUAUUCAACAAACCUAAGAUAAAAAUAUUAAAGUCAUUCUCUCUCUCUCUCUCUCUCUCUCCUUCCACAAAUGUUGCCUGAGGCUGAUGUGACUUAUCAUUCAUUUGUUCAAUUAAAUGUGCGUAUUCGUGCAACCUUCACCGGUGAAAGCCGCGAUAGCUAGGUUUUGAGAACAUGAGGCUAAAUUGAGCCUGGGCAGUUGGUGACUGAAGAUGGUCUGGGAAUCCAUCCUGAUAAAAGGGAGUUAGCAAGUUGUGUGAACCGUGCCAUCCUAUUAAACUCUGGUGUUUUUAUUUGUUUAUUUAUUUGUCACGCGAAUAUAUAUCCUGCCAAUUGAUCAGGCUGUAGGUGGUGUACAUGGACAAUGCAAUUUAUCUGUUUGUGCAUAACAUUAUGGGGGAUAGCAGUUGCAUUUCCUUCAGGGUUUAGCAUCUUGGGUGAAUCUACUGUAACUGACCCAGGUAAUGAAGUCUAUCCAUUAACCUCACCAACUGGAGUCACGGGUCAAAUGGAGACUCAACUCAAAGAAGGGAGGCUGAGAGUCGUGCAGCCCUCUGAUGCUCUGGCCUUCAGCAGCUACUCUGCAAAAAAAGAACAAAACCAAAAACAGGAAGAAGGAAAUUGUGCUGUAAUCCAGUCCACCAACAACUUCUGGAACACAGUCUAAAAGGAGUCCAGCCUUUGAUAGCAAACAAGGUUCCUCUGCACCCUAAAACGUGGAUCUGUUGCAGACGGCUGCUUUAUGGACUGCCCUAUUCAACUUUUGUCGCCUGUCUAAAUAAUUAUAACAUUAAAAGACUUACAUUGAAAGUUUAAGAA
This is a messenger RNA of Pseudonaja textilis, 2711 nucleotides long. Lineage: Eukaryota; Metazoa; Chordata; Lepidosauria; Squamata; Elapidae. The record is from RefSeq and is a predicted model, not a curated record.